UUUUAUUUUAUUUCUCAACGUUGGUUUGCAGUUGAAAAAGAUGAUGAAAAAAUUGAACGUAUUUUAUUUGUAGCUGGUGAAGUUGAAAAAAAAGAAUUUUCAUAUAUAUUAUCAAAAAAGGCUUAUCAUAGUAUUUCCGAUGGUCAUUUAUGGUUUUCAAUAUUUUCUCGUCCACCAUCAAAUCAAUUUACACGUGUUCAACGAUGUACAUGUUGUUUUGUUUUAUUUUUUAUUUCAAUGUUUUUAAAUAUAAUGUAUUAUGAUUUAUCAACAGAAGCUAAAACAAAUAAUUCAACAAAUACUGCUAGUUUAUCUUUUGGUUCUUUUUAUCUUAAUUCUCAACAAGUAAUUAUUGGUAUAGUUGUUGAAUUAUUUGCAUUAAUUCCAAGUCUUUUACUUGUACAAUUAUUUCGACGUCUUCAGUCUCGUAAAAAACAGAUUUCACCAUUACAUCAAACAUUGUAUAAAAUCAAACCAGAUUUAAAUAUCAAUGAGGAAAAAAUUAAAAAGAAAUUUUCAUUAUCAUUUCCUUGGUGGUGUAUAUUUGUUGCAUAUGGACUUUGUAUAAUAUUAGUUAGUCUUUCAAUUAUUUUUAUAAUUGCUCGUGGGAUUGAAUUUGGUGAUGAUAAAACACAAAAAUGGUUAAUAUCAAUUCUAAGCGGGUUUUUUUCUUCGAUCAUUUUUACACAACCAUUAAAAAUAAUAGGUUUAGCAAUAUUCUUUGCUUUUUUUUGUCGAAAUUCAAGUGAUGAUAAAGAAGCAAAUGAAUAUUUGGAUAAUAAUCAACUUGCUUUAGAUAAUGAUGAAGAACAUCUUCAUUCAGUUAAGGUUAGUCUAUUAUUAUUAUUUACAUUAAAUAAUAAAUAA
Adineta steineri is the source of this 867-nucleotide messenger RNA. The record is from the annotation of a GenBank genome assembly. NCBI's taxonomy places the organism in Eukaryota, Metazoa, Rotifera, Eurotatoria, Adinetida, Adinetidae.